Benincasa hispida (wax gourd) is the source of this 1188-nucleotide messenger RNA. RefSeq lists its product as uncharacterized. The record is from RefSeq and is a predicted model, not a curated record. NCBI's taxonomy places the organism in Eukaryota, Viridiplantae, Streptophyta, Magnoliopsida, Cucurbitales, Cucurbitaceae.
GAAUCGUAGUUAGUUUCUCUCCCCUCAUAAUGGCAACGCUCUCUCUCCACCGUUCUUCACAGUCCGUUACCGCCUCUUCGAUCGCCGUUCCUCUCUGUUCAACCUUCCAUGCUCGGCCGGAAAUCUGCUUCUCUUCUCAUCGUCGCCGUCUUUCACCUCUCUUACUCUCCUCCGAUUCUUGUCACAAAUCCGCCGUUUGCAGCGCAGCAGUAAGGCCGCCACCGGAUUCCGAUCCGCCUCCUGAGGAGGAUCCUAUUCGUCUAAAAGGUUUUCCAGCAAUUUUAUCAAAAUUUCGGGACAGAGUACAAAUUUUCUUUGCUGUGUUAUUCUGGAUGUCCCUCUUCUUCUGGACUUCUGCCUUAGAUGGAAAAAAUAGACCUAACAAGGGCUCUCGAUUUAGACGAUAGUUUUGUAAACAAGCAUUCUUUUGUAAAGGAUUGUAGGUUAAUAUAGUGUUAGGCUACUUGAUUAUAUCUAAAGAUAUAUCUCAGCCUUUGACGAGGUAGAUAAAGCUUGCUCCAGGAUGUUGAUACCAAAGAUGCAAGAUUGUAUACCCUGUAUAUUGUGUAGCUGCAAAGGAGAGAUACUGAAUGGAAUGGUUACGAAUCAAAUACAAGUAAACCGUCAUGGAAAGUCGUAUUUUGUAUUAUAUUCUUAUCAAGCGUCUUGAAUUUCUUGAAUCCCACCCCCUCCCAUCUUGAAUAACAUAACCAGGGGAAUUGAAGAUAUUCAACUGUCGCUGACUAAUCUUGUUCUCUUUUUUGGACCAGUUUGUGUGUCAUUCUUGCGCAAGAAUCAGGCUAAUCUUCUAUGCAACGAUGCAGUUUUAUCGAACGUGUUAAGGGACAGCAAACUAAUCUUUUUUUUUUUUUUUUUUUUUGCUAUUAAAUUAAAAUUCUACAGAUUGGUAUUGGUUUUCCUUGACAGGAAUUUGGUUGAUGGAUGUAUAAGAAUUGUGUACAGGAGACUUGCAGCAUUAGAAUGAUUGGUUCGUGGGAUAUUUAGAAGUGAUUGCCACAAUGUGUUUGACACGUUGCUAAUAGUUCAAUGUGUGGCUAAGAACUAAGUUUUUAUAGGUCAUAUUAUGAUGUGCUAGGGUUUUGUGAAAAGCUGAAAGUGAGAGUUGGUUGGGAGAAGUGAUCUCUAAUUAUUCUAUUACGAUCAUACCCAAAUGUUUUCUUCAAUCAA